Messenger RNA from Notolabrus celidotus (New Zealand spotty), 2231 nucleotides. RefSeq names its product RAN GTPase activating protein 1a (gene rangap1a). The transcript is spliced from 16 exons. Gene Ontology annotation, biological process: signal transduction; activation of GTPase activity; nucleocytoplasmic transport. Gene Ontology annotation, cellular component: nucleus; perinuclear region of cytoplasm; cytosol. Gene Ontology annotation, molecular function: small GTPase binding; GTPase activator activity. The record is from RefSeq and is a predicted model, not a curated record. Bases 237 to 1967 code for a protein of 576 amino acids. Lineage: Eukaryota; Metazoa; Chordata; Actinopteri; Labriformes; Labridae.
CCGGAUCAGACUAAUCCCCGGGUCCCUGUUAGCUUCUCCGCUGCAGCUUGUUUAAAGGCGCGGAGGGGCCCGACUAACUCCUGGGAGACGUUAGCGGGUCCUCGGACACGAGAGGCCGAGUCCAGCAUGCUGAGUCCCUCCUGUACCUGAUAACAGACUCAAUAAUCAGCUCUGAGGUCUGAACCUGGUCUGAACCUGGUCUGGACUCUGACAGCAGGUGUCUCUCAGGUGUCCUGAUGGCGACAGACAUUGUGGCGCAGUUGGCCGACUCUCUGGCCAGAGCUGCAGUCGGGGGGGAAGGAGAGCUGAGCUACAAAGGCCAGGGCAGGAAGCUGGACGAUGCCUCUUCAGUGGAAGACAUGGUGAAGGAGAUCCAGGACUUUGAGGGCCUGGAGGCUCUGAGGCUGGAGGGAAACACUGUGGGAUUGGAGGCAGCUCAGGCCAUCGCAAAGGCUCUGGAGACCAAGAGCGACUUCAAGUGCUGUUAUUGGAGCGACAUGUUCACAGGCCGCCUGCGCUCUGAGAUCCCUCCUGCUCUGACGUCGCUCGGGGACGCUCUGAUCCUGGCGGGCGCUCGGCUGACGGUGUUGGACCUCAGUGAUAACGCCUUCGGACCGGACGGAGUGAAGGGCAUCGAGAAGUUACUGAAGAGCUCCGCCUGCUACACCCUGCAGGAGCUGCGGCUCAACAACUGCGGGAUGGGCAUCGGAGGAGGAAAGAUCCUGGCUGCCUCCCUGACCCAGUGCCAUAAGAAGUCCAGUAAGGAUGGCACCCCCCUUAGCCUGAAGGUGUUUGUUGCAGGAAGAAACCGCCUGGAGAACGACGGAGCCACGGCCCUCGCACACGCCUUCCAGCUGAUGGGGAGCCUGGAGGAGGUCAACAUGCCUCAGAACGGCAUCAACCACCCCGGUGUGACAGCGCUGGCCACGGCCAUGCAGCACAACGCCAACCUCCGCAUCCUCAACCUCAACGACAACACCUUCACCGAGAAGGGCGCCAUCGCCAUGGCUCAGGCCCUUAAACACCUGCGCAGCAUCCAGGUGAUAAACUUUGGAGACUGUCUGGUGAGACCUGCAGGAGCCAUAGCCAUCGCAGAGACUGUAGCUGAAGGACUGCCCAUCCUCAAGGAGCUCAAUCUGUCGUUCGGGGAGAUCACAGAGGAAGCUGCGCUCGCCGUGGCUCAUGCAGUGAAGAACAAAGACCAGCUGCAGAAACUGGACCUGAACGGUAACUGUCUCGGAGAGGACGGCUGUAAAGUCCUGAAAGACGCCAUGAAAGGCCUGAACAUGGGCGAGCUCCUGGGAUCCCUCAGUGACGAUGACGGCGAGCCAGAAGACGAUGACGAUGAGGACGAUGAUGAUGACGAGGAAGAGGAUGAAGAGGACGUGGACGAGGAGGAGCUGGAGGAGGAAGAGGAGGAGGAGGAGGCAGAGGAGAGCAGCAGCAAUAAGUUCUCCACUCCGGCUGCAGCUCCUCGUCCUCCAGACGUCUCGUCCUUCCUCAGCUUCCCGUCUCCAGACAAGCUGCUGAGCCUCGGCGCCAAGAGGGCGGCGCUCAUCGAGCAGCAGGUGGACGUCUCUGAUGCAUCAAAAACAGCCGAGGCCUUCAUGAAGAUCGCCUCCGUGUACAAAGAGGAGAACAACGAUGUGAAGAGCGCCGUGCUGGAGAGCAUCGAUGCUCUACUGAAGAAAGCCUUCUCCUCCCCGUCCUUCCAGGGUUACAGCUUUGUUUCGUCUCUGCUGGUGCUGCUGGGACUCAUCAAGAGUGAGGACAAGGUGAAGCCGAUGCGCGUGGCUCCCGGUCACCUCCACGCGUUGGAGCACGUGGUUCGACAGGACUACUUCCCCAAAGAGAGCGUGGCCGUGCUGGAGGCCUUCGUGUCCCGAAACAACAAAGUUCUGGAGUCGUGUGGGAACGCCAGAAACGGCCUCCAUACAACGCUGCAGAGAGUCAGGUCUGAGAGCUGAGGACAGACAAACACACACACACACACACACACACACUGACUGAACUGAACUGCUCCCUGAUUGGACAGCCUGCGCCUCCUCUCUGAGCUGGAUGUUUGGCUCUCAUGCUGUGGACUCUCUGAAGUGCUCUGUUUACUCUCAACACACCACGCUCUGACCACUCUUCUUCCUCUCUCUCUCUCUCUCUCUCUCUCUCCUCCUCCUCAGACGUGUGUGAAGUUCUGACCUGCUCCUCCUCCUCUUCUUCCUCCUCCUCCUGUCCCU